UCCUCCCCCUCCACCCGUCUCUCAGCAGGUCCAGGGGCAGCUGCCUCCGUUGAUGAUCCCAGUGUUCCCUCCAGACCAGAGGACUCUGGCUGUAGCUGCUGCCCAGCAAGGCUUCCUGCUGCCCCCCGGAUUCAACUACAAACCAGGCUGCAGUGACCCUUACCCUCUCCAGCUGGUCCCUACUACCAUGGCAGCAGCUGCUGCCGCGGCMACCCCAGGCCUCGGUCAACUACAGCUCCAGCAGCUGUAUGCAGCUCAGCUGGCAGCGAUGCAGGUGUCUCCAGGGGCCAAACACAGCAGUAUGCCCCAGACCAACCUGAACACCCACUCUCCCACCAACACACACCAAGAGAAGAGCCGCAGCACCCCGCCGCCCAAACCCAAGACCUGCUGUCAUCCCUGUCCUCCGGGGGCUAUCUGAACGACCAUGAGGCUGUGACCAAGGCCUUCGCUGAGGCCAGGCAGAUGAAGGAGCAGCUGAAGAGAGAACAGCAGGUGUUGGACGCCAAGGUGGCCGCCGUCAACAACCUCAGCCUCAACAACGGGCGCUCCGACAAGGACAAGGCAGCUCUGGAGAGUCUGAGCCACCAGCUGAAGCAGCAGUCAGAGGACAGAGAGAAGUUCAACCACGCCAUGAUGGACUUCACCAUGAGUGGAGACUCAGAUGGCAGCCCCAGUGUGUCUGAUUCCAGGAUGUUCCGUGAGGCCCGGGGCCGAGGCAACAGCGAACCGCACAUUAAACGACCCAUGAAUGCUUUCAUGGUCUGGGCAAAGGAUGAGAGGAGGAAGAUUCUCCAGGCUUUCCCCGACAUGCACAACUCCAACAUCAGCAAAAUCCUCGGUUCUCGUUGGAAGUCCAUGACUAACCUGGAGAAGCAGCCGUACUACGAGGAGCAGGCCAGGCUGAGCAAGCAGCACCUGGAGAAGUACCCGGACUACAAGUACAAACCCCGGCCCAAACGAACCUGUCUGGUGGACGGGAAGAAGCUGAGGAUUGGAGAGUACAAGGCCAUUAUGAGGAACCGCCGGCAGGAGAUGAGACAGUACUUCACUGUGGGACAACAGGCCCAGCUGCCCUUGUCCUCGGCGGGCGUGGUGUACCCAGGUGCCCUCUCCAUGGCAGGCUUGCCCUCCCCCCAGAUGCCCUCGGAGCACUCCUCACUGUCCAGUAGCCCCGAGCCCGCCGCCCCACCCCUCCAGACCCCCUACCAUCCCAGCCUCAAGGGAGACGAGACCCGAGUCAAACAGGAGGCUCUGCGAUUGGACGACAGUAACGGUGAUGCGUACGACGACUUUGAUUAUGAGGACGAGGAGGGAGAUUAUGGAAGCGAUAACGACAACCACCAAUAAUCUGGACGCAGAGCCAAUCAGAAUCAGUUACCACGCUUCUUGCUGGAAACAACCCUGUCCGUCCACCAAUCCUGAGAGACUAUCCGUCCCUUAUAUCCAAUCACAUUCAAUGUCACAAACCUCGCCCUCCUUUACCACUCAACCAACAAGGACUCUGGGAUCUCAGAGCCAAGCCCCUCCCAUUGGAAUCUCGAUACCAGCAACYGACCAAUCAAAUCAAGCACAGGACCUGUCACUCACACUGACUGUUACACAGACUGGAGUCUAGGAGGAGACGAGUUGAUUGCCGUGACUUCUGCUGAGUACUACACAGUACUACAGCGGACUAACAAAGUACUACGAAGUACUACAGAGUACUAGAGUAUUACUGCUGUGUACGCCAUAGAGGCAAGAUGAGAUACACAUUAUGUCAUGAGUAAGCUACGAUAUGAGGAGAAAACACCGAAAAAACAACCUUUCAGACCAGUUUGACUUCAAAGAGAAUUUUUUUUUUUUAAACAGCAGGCCUGUCAGUUGAUUAAAGAUACACUUUAAAAUGGCCGACCUGUUUGUUUAUAAAAGAGACACUUUUAAAACAGCUUUUUUUUUUCUUGGUUCUAUGAUGUUCUCACUCAGGUACACGGUGCCAACAAGUGGCUUGUGAAUGUGAUUUGUUGUUUUUGUGCUACAGUUUUAAUAAUAGAUACAAAAUAGACAUUUUUCCCUUUUCAUUGUAAAGCACCUGACAGAAGUCAAAGCAAAACUUUUAUUUAGAAUUCUUCUUCUUUCUUCAACUCUGCAGUGUACUGUCAGCAGAUAUCCUCUGUGUGUGUGACUCCCCUUAUGAGAGUCAAAAUGGGAAAGUCCAGUCAAGGCCACCGCCAUGUGUUGGACAKUGAGGACCGGCUCACUUCAGGGGACUGUGGGGGGGACCUCAGUCUCUCAUCAUGGGUCAGCUUGGACAGUACUGUGUAAUGAGACAAUCUCCCACCAACCCUCUCGUUCUUUUACCUUUUCUUUGGCUUUCCUUUUUAUUCUGAUCAUGAGGACUUUGGGUACUUUUGGAAGGUACAAACAAGGGUUUAUUUUAGAUAUGAAACACCCCCUUGUAUGUGUGUGAGAGUGUGUGUAAGCAAGCUCGCUGUGCAUGUGUGUGUGUGUGUUUAGUCUGUGUGAGCUGGUUUAGUCAUCACUAGGCAAUAGAUCCCAGAACUCUGUCCCUUUCCAAGACAAACAGAAACACUGGAGUUUCCCCUGUGAGCCCCCAGUACUUCAGUAUCCUGGUGUAUAGAGACAGAGAAAGCCCUAUUCCUGGUGUACAGAGACAGAGAAAGCCCUAUGACUCUCUUGUACACUCACACACACAUCCCCAAGCCCCAGUUCCCCAAUCGAAACCCCAUAACAAGUCUACUCCGCUGCCAACUGAUCCAGCCAGCACCACAAGCCAACAGCUCUUACCCACAACCCAAACCCUCUCAUAAUACUCCCAACUGAUAUCACAGAAAGUUGGUGUGUAUUUUGUUCUAGAAGUUUGGUGUGUUCUUGCGGGCUUCUACUGGUAGUUUUGAGUAUUUGCUGUCUGUCCCCGUUCUGUCCCUCUCUCUGAGAGUUCCCCUYUAUGUCCCCMUGUGUCUUACUCUGUCCCYGUCCGUGUCCCCAAAACACGUCAUUCUGCUGUUCUUAUUGGGAGGAGCUGAUCGUUAUAUCAGCACGUCAGUGUUUCCUUUGUAUUUGAAUACUGUAUUUUAUYAUUUUUAUUCAAACUGCCUCUAGUGUAAUAAUAUUAUUAACAAUAAUUAUAAUGAUGGUCAGCGUUUCUUUAAAUUUGAGUAAGUUAUGUACAGUAUAAUUUAUUUUGGCCUCUAUUGGGUUUAUYAUGACCAAUAUGAAACUUCUUCGGUCAAUGAAGCAUUAUUAUAUUUAGCUGGUUUAGAGUAUUUACAUCUAAUGUUGUCCUUUAACUUUUUACUUUAUUUGCAAUUUACAUUCUUUGGUUUCUGUUUUUAUUUGUUCUGUUUGUUUAGUAUUAAUCCUAUAUGGAMGCUGUGUGAGGAGGUGGAGCGACACGGACGGCAGCCAACGAACGGCUGUCGCUCUUCGUGAAGGAGACUGGACUUUCUAUUCACUAACUCUCUCCCCAUCUGCGUCCCUCAACUUGACAACUUAACCCUUUUAUGUCCAAACCCAUUUCUAAAAGCACUCGGACUCUGUGUGGUCAGAGAAAAGAAGGUGAUUUUUUUUUUUUUGUAAUGGUUAAUGUAUAAUGUGAAGUUUCUUCUACUUUUUUCCUUUUAUGAAGAUAAAAGAAAACGGUUAUAUUAUUCUAUUCUAUUCUGUUUUCUCUGAACAAAGGAGCGAGACUCCCGUUUACUAGGGUUGCUAUUUUCACUGAGAUGCCGUGGAACAUCGUUGAUGCAGGCGGACACAGAGACACACAGACACAGCAGACACACACAAAUUAUUAGCAGACACAGUUGUGCAAAUGUAAUUUUUUUAAAUCAAAUUAGGACAUGAUCAGAACACACACACAUUUGCGACCCAUAGGAAAAUCUGUGUUUACUUUGCCUAUCCAACAAUGUUCUACAACAUAACCUGACAUUCAGUAAGAUGACCUGUCAUAUCUAUGUGACUCCAGAACUCUGGGGACUUUACUUUGUUUUAGCUCCACACUAUGACCUAGCCAUUAGCCAUGUCCACUCACUCUACAGGUGUGCUGCCAGAUAGUGACCCAAGCCCAGUCAUGCUUGCUGUAGAUGUUUACUCUUACACAAUCAAUCACAACCAUGCCUAUUGCCAGAUAGUGAGCCUCACAGUCAAUCAUACUUGGCCAUAUAGACAACCUCACAAUCAGGCCAUGGUGAGACCUAAUGCUGGAGAAAGGGUGUCCUGUAUUCUGGCUGGAAGCUGUAGGUUAGAUAAGUAGGCUAGGCAGUGUGGGGAAAAGGAGGGGGUUACAAGUUCAAUCAUCCCAGCUUGCUAGGUCUGCCACAUACUGAGGUAUUAUACUGUACUUAGGGCCAGGAGUUUUGUGACCUGACCAUGUGACCUGACCAGGACAAACCCUUGGCUCUAGUUAUACUAAUGAAUAGAGUCCAACGUUUUUCACGAGCAGGUUGACAGGAUGAUAGGCCCUAGUGAUGUUGGGUGACACAGCGACGAUGAUGACCAUGAUCGUGAUGAAGAUGAUGAGAAUAAUAAUGAAGACAAUCAAACGUCACGAGUGGGG
Molecule: messenger RNA, 4555 nt
Organism: Salvelinus sp. IW2-2015
Lineage: Eukaryota; Metazoa; Chordata; Actinopteri; Salmoniformes; Salmonidae
Source: RefSeq, a predicted model, not a curated record